Messenger RNA from Topomyia yanbarensis, 2212 nucleotides. RefSeq names its product protein asunder (gene asun). The transcript is spliced from 3 exons. Gene Ontology annotation, cellular component: integrator complex. The record is from RefSeq and is a predicted model, not a curated record. Gene Ontology annotation, biological process: regulation of mitotic cell cycle; centrosome localization. Bases 118 to 2112 code for a protein of 664 amino acids. Lineage: Eukaryota; Metazoa; Arthropoda; Insecta; Diptera; Culicidae.
UAGACGUAAUCAACGAGUGAUAAUUUGCGAGUGCGUUUGAAAAUAGAUUGCAGGUAUUUUUUGAUAGUUCAACUAUAAGCUUCAUCACAACUAUAUCCCCGAAGGCUCGUAUUCGCAAUGAACGAACUAAACCACAAAACUGUGUUCGUGUUGGAUCAUACACCGUACUUUGGCAUCUCGUGCGAGGCGCCAAUUGAUUGCGAAUUUAUCAAGAGCAAAAUUCCAAUCCCACCGAUUAGUAAAAGUUUAUGGACCUGUGCCGUGGAAGCAUCGGUAGAGUACUGCAGGAUUGCCUGGGAUUUGUUUCCGAGUGGAAAACUAAUCCGUUUUGUAGUUAGUGACACGGCUGCCCACAUCGUCAAUACGUGGAAUGUAAGCACCCAGAGUUUAACCCACGUCAUGAAUGCCAUGUCGAUGGUUGGGGUUCCGCCACGUCAGACGCAAGCAAAUGACUAUUCCGUCAUUCACGGACUUCGGGCGGCUAUUGAAGCACUGGCGGAACCGACAGACUUUCAGAAGGACCAGCUUGGUAAGAAUGAGCAGAUAGUUUUCAACCUGGGGCGAGUGAUAUGUAUCACUUCCGCCCGGGAUGAUGCUAGCAUGAAAAGCUUGGAGGAUAUAUUUCGCACGGUGCUCGUGCAACAGAACACCAUUUCCGCAAAUCACAAGGAAUAUCUAAAAAUUGAUCAAUGUCAUUUGGUAAUCAUAAAUUUGUUUCCAUCUAACAUGGAAUCGAUGGUCAACAAUCGAGCACUGAUAGAUAUUUCACCGAUUUUAAAGUCAGAAAUUCACUCGAAUAAGGCGAACAAAAUCUCCAACAAGCUAACACACCUGAUACUGCCACAUUUCGAUCUGGCCAGUACUACCGUGACCGGCAUUCCGAUGAAGGAAGAACAGAACGCAAGUUCUAGUGCGAACUACGACGUGGAGAUUUUCCAUGGAAGCAAGGCUCACUCAGUUUUUCUCGGUACUGAGCUAGUUCUGCCGCACAGCGUGAAAGACGGAUCGGACUAUGAAACUGUUACGCUUAAGUGGUGUACACCGAGAAGCUGCGGUUCAUCCGAAAUGCAGCCUUGUUUGGCGCAGUGUCGAGUAACGCCGGUUGACGUCACCUCCCGCCCCAGUUCCUGUCUAAUAAACUUUCUUUUGAACGGCCGUUCCGUAUUGUUGGAGAUGCCAAAAAAGUCUGGAGGCAAAAUUACCAGCCAUCUUCUAUCAGCUCACGGCGGAGAAAUAUUUAUCCAUUCCUUGAACACAUCCCGAAGCUGCCUGGAAGAUCCACCAUCCAUCUCAGAAGGAGGAGGGGGUCGUGUCACCGAUUAUCGUAUUAAUGACUAUGGCCAACUUAUGCAGUUACAUCGGAUAGUUCCGCUGAAACCGGUUCCAGAGCGUGCACCUGACGAAAAUUUGCUAAAAAUGCGUAGCAAGCUCUCGAAAAACAGUCGCUACUGGCCGCUGACUUUAGGAAGCACAAUUCUAUACAAUGUUCGUCAAUUUGUAGAAACGAUUGUGGCCCUGACGCAAAAACCGGAACUUACUGAUGAUGAAGUGUUGCAGUGUCAGAAAACAAUCUAUCAACUGGCUGCUUUGGAAGGCCGACAGGAAUCUCUUGCGCUGCCGAAUAUGGGACACAGAUUGAAGGGAGCGAAGCGGGAGGAACAGUAUCGAUUACUGUGGUCCGAGCUAGAGACGAUCGUCAGCCACAGUGGGACUUCGACUGGCCACAAAGCGGUACUAAAAUGUGUCCGUGAUUGUCGAAGCCGCACUCCACUAGAAGUUCAGGACAAGGACGAGGCAGCCGAAGCCCAUCGAGCGUCUGUUAUUCGAGCAACGACUGAUUCACCCAUGUCGCCGCCUCAUUCCAUGUCAAUCGGAGAUAGUGCUGUGUCCGCCUUAUUGGCCGGUUCAAGCCGAGGGUCAAAAAAAUCCCUCAGUAGCGGCACGAGAUCGUUAUUUGAUAUUCUAGCGUCGUCGGAACGAAUACAGAGCCAGAAACGGAUUGAUUUCAGUGGGCGACUUUGUACGCCUCCCGGACAGGUGGCAAAAUUGUAUCCUAACUUUGGGGUUAAAGAGGAGCCAGCCCCACAAGGUAGGCAACCAGAUGUUAAGUAGGACGACUAAUUAGAGAUGUUUAGAAUGUUCUUUCGUUUCUACUGUUAGUGUACUAUGUAAUAUAGCAAUCAGUAAUUUUAUUUUCUAGAAUAAGUGCAUU